AGCCGGCCGCAGGCGCGCUCCCUGCCCCUGACCUGUGAGAGCGCCCCAGCGGGGAGCCCGGGGAUCGGCAGCGCCCGCUGCAGCAUCAAACACCUCAUCUUCCGCGAGGGGGCCCAGAUGACCUUCACGGCCACCUUCGACGUCUCCCCCAAGGCCCAGCUAGGAGACCGGCUACUUCUGACGGCCAAUGUGAGUAGUGAGAAUAAUUCCCCCAGGACCAGCAAGAGAACCUCCCAGCUGGAGGUCCCCGUGAAGUAUGCUGUCUACUCGGUGAUCAGCAGCCAUGAAGAGUCCACCAGGUAUCUCAACUUCUCGGCCUCAGGGGAGAAAGAAAGCAGCAUGGUCCAGCACAGAUACCAGGUCAACAACUUGGGUGCCAGGGACCUGCCCAUCAGCAUCAACUUCCUGGUUCCUGUGGAGCUGAACCAGGUGUCUGUGUGGACAGAUGUAGAGGUCUCCCACCCCCAGAACCUGUCUAUUCAGUGCUCUUCGGAGAGAAUAGCACCCACAAAGUCCAACUUUCUCGCUCACAUUCAAGAGAACCCUGUGCUGAACUGUUCCAUGGCUGACUGCCUGCGGUUCCGCUGUGACGUUCCCUCCUUCGGCAUCCAGGAGGAACUUGACUUUAUCCUGAAGGGCAACCUCAGCUUCGGCUGGAUCAGCCAGACAUUGCAGAAGAAGGUCUUGGUCGUGAGUGUGGCUGAAAUCACGUUCAACAGAUCUGUGUAUUCCCAGCUCCCAGGACAGGAGGCGUUUCUGAGAGCCCAGGUGGAGACAGUGCUGGAGGAGUACGAGGUCCACAACCCGGUACCCCUCAUCGUGGGCAGCUCUGUGGGGGGCCUGCUGCUGCUGGCUCUCAUCACAGCCACCCUGUACAAGGUUGGCUUCUUCAAACGUCAGUACAAGGAAAUGAUGGAGGAAGCACAUGGACAGACUGCCCCAGAAAAUGGAACACAAGACCCCCCCCAAGUUGCCCAAUAAUAAACUACCUCCUGCUCUCUCUAGGACCUGCUUUCUCCUGGAGGUUUCCUGGCCCUUUUGCUCUCACCCAGGUCAGGCCUGAGGAGGAAGAAAUGUUCCACAACAGGGAGGUGGGGAUCAGGCUUCUUUCUCUCUUUGGGAGGAUACAGUUUACUUGCACAAAAUGUUUUGCUUGGGAAGGGCCAUUUGUCUGUCAAGACUCCACCUAGAAACCCCUGGAUGGGUCCUGGCCACACAUCUUAAAGGACUUGACUUGGAAUUUCUACCUAGAUUUACACUGACAAUAGUCUCAGUCUCCCGUCUCCCUUCCUCCACUAGCAGCCAAUGAUCUUUCUAAAAUACAGCACUGAAUGAGCCCCUUAUCCUCACCCAUUUUCAGUGACUCCCCAUGACUCGCAUGAUAACAUCGGAACUAUUCUGCUUGAUGUUAGGAAACCUGUUCCAUUUUCAGAAGAUGGGCUUUGGAGCACACAGCAUAAAACUUUCUGAGCCUCUCUGUCUCCCUCAUUUCUAGUAAAGUACUGUCAGGAUCAGCUCUUAACUUUGUCUUGGAAAUCUCAGUCCAGAUUUCCCAAAUAGAGUUGGGAAUGAAAUGCCUGCACACUGGAAUUUGUAAACUUGGCCUCCAACAUUGGCUACCAGUGCCAGCUAUGAGUGAAGAGUGCCCCCCCCUUUCCUGCCAGGAGGGGCAUUGGCCCAAUGCCACUUGGGCUCACUCAGCUCCAUGGUCUCUUAGAGAACAAUAGAGGCUCAGGCCACUCCCACUUUUUGAGGCUUUAACUAUAGUAAAUGAAUAAAUGCCAGAACAUGAUUAUAAAAAUUGUGCAUGUAAAAUAUUUGCA
Messenger RNA from Hipposideros armiger (great roundleaf bat), 1823 nucleotides. Its product is annotated as integrin alpha-X-like. Gene Ontology annotation, cellular component: external side of plasma membrane; integrin complex. The annotation marks the transcript as partial. Gene Ontology annotation, molecular function: integrin binding. Gene Ontology annotation, biological process: cell-matrix adhesion; cell adhesion mediated by integrin; cell-cell adhesion. NCBI's taxonomy places the organism in Eukaryota, Metazoa, Chordata, Mammalia, Chiroptera, Hipposideridae. The record is from RefSeq and is a predicted model, not a curated record. The transcript has 10 exons.